AUGUGGUAUGUUAUAUGCUUUUACAGCUUUUUCUUUGGCUGUAAUGGGCUUUUAUGCCUCUGCUAUAAAUUCGUUCAUAGCCAAUGGGUUGGACUCUGCGAAAUAUUCAUUUGAAUAUUUAUAAAUAUUGGAAUUUUUUAUUACUUUGCUCCUGAAGAAAAUGCUUUUGAUGAAAUUAGAAAAUCUUAUAUGGAUAUUGCUUUAACCUUCGAACAGCCUACAUUUAUAGGAAAUUUAAAUGAAAAUAAUUGGAAAUUUUCCUUAGAAUCUUUGAAUUUUAACAAUCUAAUAACCAUCAUAUUAUUCCUAUUAGUCUUCAUCAGGCAAUCAAUUGAUCCAAGUCAAAAAAUACUCAUCUCACAUUUUCUUAUAUUUUUAGACACAAGCUUCGCGAAUUAUUACAUAGACAGCAAUACCUGGGAAAUUAAUUUAUCAAAAAUUAUUUUCUCAAUUUUUAUGAUGGUCUUCACAUAUAUUUAUUUUCUCACAAAUAAUGGUAUAAGUGUCAAAAAUAAUGAAAAUAAAAUUAUUAUCUGUUUCAUUCUCAAUACAGCUUGGCUCAUUUUUACGGUAUUUACUCAUUCUUAUCGAUUUUUAAGUACUGAAGCAUAUGAAUGACUUAUACCUGCAGCAAAGAAGAUUUUGGAAGAAAUCAUGAUGAACUUUGUUUCUUUGCCUUUUCUACUUUGUUUUGCAUGUAUUACAAAAUCAAUACUUGAUGCAUUAGAAAUGAAUUCAUAUAUACCGGUACCUAAAGUAUUUUGGCCAAAAAAAUUUUUACGUAUAUUGAUGGACGAUAUAGGAAGAAUUCUUGGACUAGUUUUUGUUUGUUUCCUUAUGCUUGGCAUUCACUGAGGUCUAGAAAUAAUUUAUUUUUGUCCAAAAAUCCUUACUGAAGGGUUUAUAAUGAUAUUUUCUGAGAUUUUAUCGUAUUUUUUGUAUAAUAGAAAUAGGCCCAUUUCGGGGGAAUUAGACAAUAAUUUAGUAGCAUUUUAUUUGGAAAUUAGUGCAUUUAGAUGGAUUUUGUCUUUUGUAUCUUAA
Blepharisma stoltei is the source of this 1041-nucleotide messenger RNA. The record is from the annotation of a GenBank genome assembly. Lineage: Eukaryota; Ciliophora; Heterotrichea; Heterotrichida; Blepharismidae.